CCCCUGCCUUCGCGCUAACAUUAUCUAAUUCUUCCCUCCAGAUCUUCGACAUCACCUCCCAAGUAACCACGCUUCACCAGCAACCACACAUACCCCCACCACACACCACAUACUCCACGACCGACCAUGCCGCCAAAACGCAAACUUCCCGAGCGCCCCGCCGAGAUCACGUUCGACCGCGAGGCGCGCACAGAGUACCUCACGGGCUUCCACAAGCGCAAGCUGCAGCGCAUCGCGAAGGCGAAAGAGGCCGCCGCGGCCGUCGAUAAGCUUGCCGCUAAGGACGCUCGGAAACAAUUGCGGGAGCAACGAAAAGAGGAACUGGAGGAGCUCGUGGAGGCGGGGCAGAAAGCUGCGCGACGGUCUGCGCGGGUUGCGGCGGGCGGGACGUGGGAGUCUGAUGACGAGGAGGAGGUGGGAGGCGACGACGAGGAUGGCGAGUGGGACGGGAUCGGCGACGAGGCUGUGGUAGUGAAGUUGGAUACCAAGGAGCUCUAUGUCGACGAGGACAAGUUCACGACUGUUACUGUGCAGGAGAUGGAUUUGGAUGCGGAUUCUGAGGAGGAGAAGGAGGAGAAAGUGGAGGGCGAGGGGGAGGGCGAUGCGGAGGCGAAGGAGGGAGAGGAUGGGAAGGAUGGGAAGGAGAAGAAGAAGUGGCCGAAAAAGAAGAAGGAGAAGAAGAAGAAGUUCAGGUACCUCAAUGCGACUGAGCGCAGGGCCGAUAGGUUCAAGCUCAAGCAGAGGAAGUCGAAAGAGAGAGCGAAGUUCAAGGGAGAGAAGGGGGACGAGAAAAAGCCGAGUGGAAAAGGAAAGCCGAAGAAGUAGGAAUAAGACUGUUGUAAUAUACCUUUUUUGUGUCAUUGUAAUGCCAACCCGCUGAAGGUGGUGCGCAGUGGGCUGGAAAUCAUCC
Messenger RNA from Tricharina praecox, 910 nucleotides. Its product is annotated as nucleolar protein 12-domain-containing protein. Gene Ontology annotation, molecular function: RNA binding. The record is from RefSeq and is a predicted model, not a curated record. Gene Ontology annotation, cellular component: nucleolus. The coding region runs from base 127 to 825 and encodes 232 amino acids. NCBI's taxonomy places the organism in Eukaryota, Fungi, Ascomycota, Pezizomycetes, Pezizales, Pyronemataceae. The transcript has 2 exons.